UGUACAACGCUGAGCCUACUUAAAAGGUGUAUAAAUUAACAAUAGAGGGAUAAAGUUGCCACCCGCUGUAAAGUUUCAGAACGGAACAGGUCUGAACAAGAACGAAGGACCAACGAUUUGAGAGAGAGAGAGGAGAGAGAGAGUUGGAGGAGGGAAGGAGAAAUGCCUCGAGAGUUGAGCAAGCGAACUUUGCCCGAUUCUUCUCCCCUGCAAAUCUACUCAGCGAGUCACACACCUUCACCAAGCAGGGAAGGGAGCAUUUGUGCGAAGGGAUCGGUGCUAUCCCCUAAGAAAAUGUUUCGACUUUUUGCGUAGCCGAAAAGCUCCUCCUUUUCUGUUCUCUCCAGCUCAGUGUCUCGGGAGAUGCUCGCCCUAGUUCCUCACACCCCUCUUCUUCCACCCUGCCUUGAGGGAAGGGAAAAGGAAAGUUCAGCGGUGCAGAGGGCGAGGGCGAGCUCUCGCUCUCUCAGGCUCAGCUCAGCAGCCAUUUUCCCUAUCAGAGCACCGCCUCCACCCGAGGGAGGAGCAGCAAGCCAAAACAUAGGCCGCUUCUUCAGCCGGGAAGCGGGAACAGCAUGACUAGCACACGCCGGAAGCUGCGCAGGACCUCGGCCGGCGGCCUAGACGUGCAGCCAACGCAGCUGGAGAUUAGAAGCCGGCGGAGGCUGCGGGCGGCCUAACCUGGCCCCAACUUCGCCCUCCUCCUCCCGCACUGGUCGUCGGGGGGAUAGCAACAGUCCCUACACAACUUGCAAAGCAUCUUUCCAGUGGGUGCUGUUGGUGUUUCCCUGGUGGUGGUGGUGUCAAGACUGUUAGCCCUUUUGGGACAGGAAACCAUUUUCUUAUUUCUUUUGCCUCGUUCCAGCAACAACUUUCCACAGCACAGGUCUAUGUAAUUCUGGCCAAUCUCCUAACCAUGGUUGAGAGAUGAGUGCGCCCACAGACUCAUGCGCUGCUGGCCCUCUUCCUAUCAGGUCUCUGCUCUCCUUCCUUCCCUGAUUGGUAUCAGCUAUGUUGCAGCAUUUAAUUUGCGGUAUAUGAAAAAAAUCCUUAAGACUGUUGAAAGUGUUACAAGUGACAUGAUAAUUUAGCCAGUGCCUCAGAAUGAUGGAUUACCAGAAGAUUGGAAAUGGUUUACAAGUGGCUGGUAUAGGGGCAUCUGCACUCCACAUGGUGGGGUAUUUGGGAAAAGACAGCAAUUCUGCUGAAGUGACUCCAGAUGGAUGCUGCCCAGCCUGCGAAAAGAAGGGUCUGAAACAAGCUUUAAGAACAUAUUGCAUCAGUUUUGAAGAGUGUGUUUUUCUUUGUGAAAAUCCACAGUGUACCUACCCUCUGGGAUUUGAACCACUAAACAAUGUUAUAAUUCCUGUUGAUCUAAAAGGCUGUCCAUAUCAAGGCAUCUUUAAGAAAAGAAAAGUCCUUAACUCAAGCUUGGUAACCUCUCCCAUUGAACCAUGCUUAAAACUGUCUAGGACUGAUAACUUGAUGCACUGUGAGCAGACAUUAAAACCUGCGCCUGUUUCCAAGUGCAAUGGAGACGAUCUGCACAGGACUCAGUCAGGACAACCUGCUUCGUCACCAGUCAGCCAGCCAAACUUUAGUAGUGAAACUGAAUCUAUGGAACAGAAAGUGGACUUGGAAAUGGGAGUUCGGGAAAGCUCCCCAGAAGCACUAGGUGUGCAAACACAACUUUUGCCAGAACUUUGUUCAUCAGUGUCUAAAAUUCAGCAUCAAAACAGCAAAACUCUUCCAGAGCCAUUGUGUCUUCAGUGGAAGAAUAUAUAUUCUCUCUGUUGGUUAGAUUGUAUACUGUCAGCCCUAGUGCAUUUAGGAACACUACAAAUGAUUCAGACUGGAUCCGAAAACCUAUCACUUAUCCAGAGGCUGCUUGUAAAAUAUAAGCUAGCGACUGCACUUGUGAAUACUUGCGAAAGGGGUGAACAUGUUUCAGAGGUUCCUUUGGAUGUUUUGUCAAGAGCUGAGUCGCACCUGAAUGAAAUCAGGAAUAUGAUUUUUGAACAAAUUCAGCCUCUGCUUAGGUGUAAAUUGGGUGAGGAGGAAAGCCCAGUCUUUGCAAUCCCUCUACUUUUAAAGAAAGACCCUCAAGCAGAGAAGCUCUUUCUUCAUUCUUUUUCAUGGAAGUUUGAAUGUUUACAGUGUGGCUAUCAAGUCACUGACAGAUGUCAGAAGAUAUUGACAACAUUUACAAAUAUAAUCCCAGAAUGGCACCCACUGAAUGCUGUUCAUAUUGCUCCCUGUAAUAAAUGUAGUUGCACAUCUCAAAGAAGAAAAAUGGUUUUGGAAAAGGUCUCCUCAAUACUUAUGAUGCAUUUCAUCGAAGGCUUGCCUCAUAAUGACUUAACCUCCUACUCAUUUCACUUUCAAGAAGAUUCCUACCAAAUAACAGCUGUUGUUCAAUAUCAGGAGGUGGCAAGGCACUUUGUAACAUGGAUCUUGAAUCCAGAUGGAACCUGGUUUGAGUGUGAUGACUUAAAGGGUUCAUACUGCAGUCGGCAUAAGAACUUUGGAGUUCCUCCUUCUGAGAUUCACAUUGUCAUCUGGGAAAGAAAAACACCACAAGUGAAAAAUGAUCUGAAUUUGCAGUUAAACUGUGAAGGAACUAGCAGUGUUCCUCUUCCAAAAGCACAGCCAGGUUCUCCAGUGAAAUGUGUUGAUGACAAAGCUGUGAACAUGACACCUUUAACUUGUCAUAAAGAGGAUACAUUGAAUGUCAAUACAAAUGAGACACACAACAUAGUUAGCAAUAACAAAAGCGCUUUGCUUUGGGGUUUUGAAAACCUGGCAGAUGAUGACGUUGUAACUUUGACUCUUGUAAGUGUUCCACUUGAUUCAGACAGUAAACCAUUAGAAGACAGUCAUGUAAUGGAAAAUAACCUGAUAACUGAAACAGGAACAUUGCAACAAGAUCCAGGUGAGUUUGAUGUGCUUCCAGCUAUUUCUGGGAGAGAGAGUGCCAAAAAUGAGUGCCCAUUGCUAAAAAAUGCUAAUGCUCUCUUACAUCAAGGACAACCAAGUGGUACAAAUACCACAUGUAUUAUGCCAGCAAUUUCUCUAAGCAAUAGCCAUCAUUCACCAGAAACCCUACCAGCUCAAAGGGCAGAAUAUAAAGAUAACUUAGUUCCUGUUAAAUAUAGCAGCAGCUUACAGCCAGAAAACCCAGGGAAGAAAAUUGGAACAAAAUCAGAGAGUAAUGUGCAGAAAGCUCCUAAGAUGAAAUGUGCAAAAGAAAUGGCAAAUAGAAAUCCCCAGUUUUCUGCUGCAUCUACCUCAAAUACUUCCUCCCAGUCGCCCCAUAGUAAUGGGGAAAAAGUAUUUGUAGGCAAUUGGGUAAAGGGCUUACUUGGCAAAUGUCAUCCUUUCAUGCCUAAAGGUGCCUCAACUUUGAAUAAAAGGGAGAAUUCUAAAAAGCCUAUUACAAAAGAAAUUCACUCAAAUGUACUCAGUAAGAGUGCAAACGACUUCUAUGGCUUCCAGGUUAAGCAUUCAAAGCAAAUGAAGACAGUAGCAGAGAGAACAGUUGAUUCUUUGCGUGCCAAGCUACCUGCAUCUUCAACUUUGCCUCAUUUUACAAACCUGUCUACAGAAAAGUAUCCCAUUGGUAAGAGUGGAGUCACUGUGACUCAGAAUGCGGAUUCAUUGAUAUCUUUGGGUAAACAGUUUCAGCCUUACCAGAGCCACACUGAAAAUAAAAACUUCACAUUGGUUGGAAAUGUUAAGAAGUCAAGUGCUGAUCAAGCACACCAACUGCGCCUAAAGCUUCUUCAACAGCUUAAAAUGAAGAAAGAGAAACUUGCUUCAUUAGAUAAGCUGGCAAAGACUCAGGUGAGAAAUGGAAGUUCUCCCAAGAAAAGCAAGAAGGACCAGUCACAGCUUGGAUCCCAGAAGGAAAAUGAAUCCCUGCAGAGCUUGUUAAAGGAACUUCAACACCAGAUUGAUGUUGAAGAUGGUAAAUCUGUGAAUUCUCCAAGCACCAAUAUGUCUCAGUGCAGCAGUGAAAGUUAUGAUGAUAUUUUAUCUGAGUUACUGUCUCCUGCUACAACUGUUGCUUCUUUGGAAUUUCCACCAGAAGAAGAAUGUAGAUAUCUGGAAAUGGGGGAUUGCAGUCCAAAAUCUCCAGUGUCUAGUGAGAAACCCAAUCGUGUACAGGACACAAAUGACCAUGACUAUUGCAGUCCUGUAAAGGAAAAUGCAUAUGAUGGUCAUACAGACUUGUUAGCAAACAAAUCCCCAGUGAAGAAACUUGACUUUCAGAGUCCUUCAAAACAAGAUAUUUUUGAAGAUCUCUUAUCUAAUUCAGUUUUGAAUUCAAUAAUGGUUGACAUUGAAGAUUUACAUCAUUUUAAUGAAAAUCUGUUAUCUUGGUGAAUUGUGUUUUAACAAUUUCUGAUUUUUCUGUUAGUUGGCUUUAACUGAAAGCAUAACUUAUUUCAAGCUAAUUUGCACAUGGUUCUACUUGAAUAUUUAAAAUGUGAAAAAUGUUGAGGCUGUUUCUAUUGAUUAAUAAAUUGAGUUUGUGUUUCUCCUUUAAA
Molecule: messenger RNA, 4550 nt
Organism: Hemicordylus capensis (graceful crag lizard)
Lineage: Eukaryota; Metazoa; Chordata; Lepidosauria; Squamata; Cordylidae
Gene: USPL1
Product: ubiquitin specific peptidase like 1
Exons: 11
Coding region: 1105-4386 (1093 amino acids)
Biological process (GO): protein desumoylation; Cajal body organization
Cellular component (GO): Cajal body
Molecular function (GO): SUMO binding
Source: RefSeq, a predicted model, not a curated record